Rhincodon typus (whale shark) is the source of this 937-nucleotide messenger RNA. RefSeq lists its product as uncharacterized. NCBI's taxonomy places the organism in Eukaryota, Metazoa, Chordata, Chondrichthyes, Orectolobiformes, Rhincodontidae. Gene Ontology annotation, biological process: response to bacterium. The coding region runs from base 1 to 903 and encodes 300 amino acids. The transcript is spliced from 6 exons. The record is from RefSeq and is a predicted model, not a curated record.
AUGAAUGUCUUACCUCUCUGUACGCUGUUCCAGCUUUUGUCAGUUACUGUUCCUCAGACAAUAGUCCUGCAGAUGCCAGCACUUCAGACGGUCUCCAUUGGAAACACUGUCAAGUUGCAUUGUCACACGGGUUGGUUGGCGUACGAUGCUGUUUUCUGGUAUAAACAGCAGCUACGAGAACGUGUGCAACUCGUUUACACCGUAAGCAAGCAUUUCCCUCCAGUUGGAAGAUUUUCUGGAGAAGUGAACGACUAUUCAACUCAUUAUACGCUUGUGAUUCGCAAUGUCCAAAGGAAUGAUUCUGGUCUAUAUUACUGUGCCAGUAGGAAUGAGUACCUUAACCCCUUAGUAUUCGGAAAUGGAUCACUAGUGCUCAUAAUAGGGCCUCCCAACGUAAUUCUUUUAUCUCCGCUGUUGGAUGAAAUGUUUUCCUUGGAAACUAUCCCAUUGAUGUGUUUAGUGAGUAACGUGAUUUCCGAUUCCUUUCCCAUCGACUGGAAUAUUUCCACUUGGGAUGCUGAGGCUUGGACAGAUUCUGUGACAAUGGACUCUGCCAUGGCACACAGUUUAAUAAGUCACAUCAGAGUCCCAGCAGAAGCAUGGAAACAUGGUGCUGUCUGUACUUGUUCGGUUCAAAUCAACUCAACUGAAAUUCUUGUCAGUGAAAAUCUUCCAUAUCAGAAAGAGCCAUUGAACAGCCCUUGCCUUUUGAUGUUUUAUGGGAGCAUAUUGGUGAUGCUUGUCCUUGUCGUGUUAUUUACUGUCUUCGCGGGAUAUUGCUACAGGAAUUGUGACUUAGGCAACUGGAACACCAGUGAGAAAUCAGCAGAAUUUCGACCACAUGUUCCAAAGAAAGAGACUCUUUAUGCUCACUUGGCCUUUACUGAAGAUCCAAUACUUUGAUGGACCCAGCAUUCAUGAAUUAAAGAACAUGCCC